This is a messenger RNA of Exaiptasia diaphana, 1361 nucleotides long. Its product is annotated as UDP-glucuronosyltransferase 1-1. The transcript has 4 exons. Bases 118 to 1278 code for a protein of 386 amino acids. Gene Ontology annotation, molecular function: UDP-glycosyltransferase activity. NCBI's taxonomy places the organism in Eukaryota, Metazoa, Cnidaria, Anthozoa, Actiniaria, Aiptasiidae. The record is from RefSeq and is a predicted model, not a curated record.
UCGAAAUGGCUGUAACAAUUCAAGUUCUUAUUAGUGCUUUCAUAGCAAUCUACGCUGCCCAAAUUAAGUCAGCAAAGAUUGUACUUUACCCAGGGUUAGGAAAAAGUCACAUAUUGCAUGGGAAUGACACGAAUUGGACAGGAACUCGUGAAACGAAAUCAUAAGGUAACUAUUCUCGUGGGGUCCCCUGACAAGGUGAAGAAAACCAUUGAGCUGACCUACGCGACUUACAAAGUUCCAUAUGAAGAGGAUUUCCUGGAAAAACACAUGGUUCAAAAUGCUGUGRAAGGAAGUAUAAGGAAUUGGUUCUUUGGAAACAGUAGCCCAGUCGUUAUUUUUGAAGUAUACUGCAAAUCUUUACUGAAUGACAGCAAGUUAGUAAAUUCAUUCAAAGACUUCGAUUUGCUGAUAAKUGACGCUGCCUUUUAUUGUGGAGGCCUACUAGCAGCACAUCUCGGAAUCAAGCGAAUUGAUUACUACCCGUAUCCUCCUCGGUUUCCACGCAGCUUUUCACAAGAUGARRCUUUUCUCACGUUAUCUUAUCUACCACAAAUGCUCUCGCGGAAUCCAGAGAAAAUGACCUUUUUGCAACGGCUGAAAAAUGUUGCGGUGUUUUGGGGGAUGCAAGGAAUGUUCACGGUUUUAUUCCAACCAAUGUACACGCGCCUUAAAGUGGAAUAUGCAAUCAAACCAGAGAAAAGUUUUUCUGACAUCGUAAACGAUAAAGAAUUGACUCUGUUCAUGUCAGACUUUGCAUUUGAAUAUCCUCAGCCAUUGAGGCCAGAUUACAAAUGCAUUGGGCCUGUUACUAUCCAGCACGUCCAGCCCCUCCCCCCUGAUCUACAGCAGUUGAUUGACAGUUCUGGUGAUGAAGGAGCCAUCAUCRUAUCAUUUGGAUCCAACGUGGCUUCAUUGUUUGAUAACGACAAAGUUGACAUCAUGGCUGAGGCUUUUGGUAGAUUGAAACAGAAAGUUAUCUGGAGGCUGAAAGGUACAAUUUUUCGAGAGAAAGCUGAAGGCAUUUCACGCCUGAUCAAAGAUCAUCCACGUAGCGCGGUCCAGGAGGCUGGUAACUGGAUAGAGUACGCCCUUAGACACGAGAGUCUUGCACAUCUACGUCCGUACUCUAGUCAACUUGCCUGGUACCAGUAUUUUCUGGUAGAUGUAGCAGUGUUCCUGGUCUUGGUAGUUUUGGUGGUGAUUAUGGUGAUAAAGUACACAGUUCGAUUAAUAUGCUGGAUGUGCUGUCGACGAGACAAGAAACAGAAAACUCAGUAACAUUUUUACGUCUUUGCUUGAUUUUUAUUGAACUAUGUAAUGAUCAUGCAAUGAUCAAACUAGUAAAAAACACAAAAACCUUU